CAAUCACUGCUUUUUGCCAAUAUUUUGAAGCUUUUCUCUUUUUUAAAUCCUUUGUAAUACUUCCCUUUAGUAAUUUCUGGUAUUCAGUUUUCGUGGUGGUGACAGUUUUUUGAUCCAGCAUUAGGAAUUCAAAAGAUUUAAUAAAUUGUGGAUUUAACUUACCAGCUUUAACGUUCUUCAGUAUUUGAUGAAAUUAGCUUUUGUGGAUUCGGUGAUUAAAAAUUUUGAAAAAAUGCACCAUUUUGCUAGAGUAAAUACUAUGACGUAAAUGAGAUAAUUUAUGGGCUGAGUAUGGAACACUUAUUUGCGUGAUUGUCACUUAUCAAAGUUUACUUAUCAGAAAAACAGAGUUCAAAUUAUUUCUAUUUCAAUAAUUAAAAGCAUAUAUAGUGCUUAUGCUAAAACGACCGUUACUUUACCUAGCGUCACUUACAUUGAAGUUAUUCUUCAUAUUCAGACAGAGUAAACAGAAAGCCUUGGCCGCAGUUACAAUCUAAUUAUUGGCUUACCACACUUUCUGGCUUUUGCAAUAAAAAUUGUUUGACAUUUUUGUGGCUCCAAAAAGAAACCAUUUGUCUUUUUAUUACUUGUCAUUUAUUAUUUAUUUUGCGUCUCUUUGUAAUUAGUUUACCAGUUUGUAAUGUCUGGCGUUCAUUAUAACUCGGCCAAUACGUCACACGACUGUAUUAAGAAUACAACAAGCCCAUCCAAUCCCCUCAGUUUGGCGUUCCCUGAAUGUCAAGGUCACGGCAAUGACGUAAUCAAUAACUUGACCUCAGUUGACCUUAAUGAUGAGCUGAGUCUGUUGUGGCUGAAGAUUGUGAGUGUUUGCUUGUUGAUUCUGAUGACUCUGGUUGGCAACAUGUUGGUUGUUGUGGCCAUCUGUUCCUCUCAGAACUUGAGAUCCAGUGUGACCAACUUAUUUGUUGCUUCGUUGGCGUUCGCUGACCUGCUUGUGGGCUGUCUGCUUAUGCCAGCAGCUGCUUCCCGGGACAUAGGACAGCAGUGGUUCUUCGGACACGUCGGCUGCUCUCUCUUCACCUCCUUCGACAUCCUCGGGUGCACUGCUUCCAUCCUCAAUCUGUGUGUCGUCUCAUAUGACAGGUUUUUGGCGAUAUCGGCUCCUUUCAAGUAUUCCCAGAUCAUGACCACCAAAGUGGUGGCUCUCCUGAUUUCGAUGGCCUGGCUCAGUGCUCUCAUGAUAUCUAUAGUUCCGGUCCUGCUCAAAUGGCACUUGAAGGAUCCUUCGGUGCUUCCCGUAGACUGUGAACUUACCCUAAACACACCAUACGCAUUGAUAUCCAGUGCAAUUUCAUUCUACAUACCAGCCAUGAUAAUACUCGGAACAAAUUGCCGAGUGUUCCUAAUAGCGAGACUACAGCAGAAGCAAAUCCGAAAAACUAACCUCCAGAUGUCGGUGUCGGUAAAAACAAGUGAAACCUGUUCCGACAGCAAAAAGUCACUGCGCAAAAUUAAAUCGGACCCGGGCGAGGAUAAAAGGGACCCCAAUAAAAGGUCCUUUAGAGGGCGUCAGAUUUUGUCCAAAAUUGGAGUUCCAAAGCCCCAUUUGAAGAAAAAUCAGAAGGCGACUAUCACAAUCGGAAUUAUCAUCAGUACUUUUCUGGUGUGUUGGACGCCCUUCUUUUUCUGCAAUGUGCUGUUCCAAUUCUGCUGUGAAAACUUCACUCUGUUCACGGUGGUCACGUGGAUAGGGUACAUCAACAGCUGUUUCAACCCUGUUAUCCUGUACUGCUUCAACAGGGAGUACAGGACGGCCUUCCAGCGUGUGCUUCGGAUUGAAAGCAAGAAUGCGAACAACCGGACUAUCUCUAUCGAAUUGGACGCUAAAUGCUGAUUACCUCAAAUUUGUUCCCAUUUGUCUGUGUAUUCCGUGGUGGUGAUUGAAAAAAACCUAGAAAUUUGCAACAAAAUUAAUUUGGUAGAAUCUUUUUUAUGUGACUUGCCAACGUGCAGAAAGGUCAGGUCAAGUUGCCAAGUGCUUCAAGUUGCCAAAAAGUAAAGAAUUCUUUUGGUUGAUUAGCUAUAUAGUUUCAGGUGUUGAGGCAUUGCCGCUCGUUAAGAAUUUCACUUUAAGACUUUCACUCGCUAAGGUUGCGCAUCGAAGUUUUGUCUAAAUAAUCGAGCGUUGA
This is a messenger RNA of Symsagittifera roscoffensis, 2150 nucleotides long. RefSeq names its product D(1) dopamine receptor-like. The coding region runs from base 641 to 1855 and encodes 404 amino acids. Gene Ontology annotation, cellular component: plasma membrane. The record is from RefSeq and is a predicted model, not a curated record. Gene Ontology annotation, molecular function: G protein-coupled receptor activity. Lineage: Eukaryota; Metazoa; Xenacoelomorpha; Acoela; Convolutidae. The transcript has 6 exons. Gene Ontology annotation, biological process: adenylate cyclase-activating adrenergic receptor signaling pathway.